AACUAUCUAACCACGGCCUUACUAUUAAUAUUAUCCAUACAUAUUAUUAUAUUGUAAAUAUAGUACAAGCGGAUGAACCGGUGUGUCGAGUCGUGUGUUGUUUUUCCUCAUGUUGGAUUGUUGUAGAGAAAUUAGGCGAAUAAAAUUAGUUCAACAAAUUGGGCCACGAUGUGGAAAUACUCAGUGUUCUGCGUAAUCGCCUUGCUAGUAAACAUUAAUUGUCAAAAUUCAGAUUUAGCAGACGCCAUAUUUAGUGAAAGUUCAUUAGAAAACAGAACGGUAGACCAAGCGCAAUGCAACACCAUAGAAGGAGUGACUCAGGGCUGUUGGGAGUGCUACCUCUGCACACACCACUCCGUUCGGUACCAUUCGGAGAAACAACAUGACAUCCAUACCUUGAAGCUGUACAAAGAUGACUGCACGAGUACUGAAGUGUGCUGCGUCAACCAACAAGAUCUCAACGACUAUCGGUCAAAUGAUAAAUGCGGUGUUGACAAUCCGGAAGGCAAGCCGCGCCGGGUGCGACCAUCAGUGCAUUCUAUACUGCAGGGACAGUAUCCGUGGCGGGCUUGGGUUUAUGUUGACGACAUGUUCCUCUGUGCUGCUACAUAUAUCAACGAAGCGGCACGUGCUCUGGUUACAUUGGCCAGCUGUGUUAAUGGCUACCCUGUGAAAGACCUUGUAGUGACGUUUGAUAAGGAUGGUGAUGAUCAGACCAGCGUACAGGAGGUUAUAAUACACCCGGAGUAUAGUAAAACGAAACCUCUCAACGACAUUGCUAUUAUAAUCCUGGAUGCAUCGGAUUCCCUGCCCCGGACAGCCACGGAGGCCUGCGUGCCGCAGUCCCCGCCGCAGUUCGGAAAGUCCUGCAUCAGCGCUUCCGAAGAUAAUUUAGAAGUGAACAGCAGAAUACCGCUACAAUCACGGUGUAACAGCACCCUCUUGCACGCCUCGCUCAUGUGUACGGUGUCACACAAGGACGCGUUUAGACCAGAACUGGGCGGUGGUCUGUUUUGUUUGGAGGAGGAAGUGAACAAUUUCCGAUACAUAUUAUAUGGGAUUUUGAUUGACAAAAUCGAGAACGUACAUAUGUAUUCCAAUGUGACGAAUCACAUGGACUGGUUGAAAACUAAAAUAGACGUGUUUUUAUAAAUAAAAAAAUGUUAAAAACUAAA
Colias croceus (clouded yellow) is the source of this 1175-nucleotide messenger RNA. RefSeq names its product transmembrane protease serine 11B-like protein. Gene Ontology annotation, biological process: proteolysis. The transcript is spliced from 10 exons. NCBI's taxonomy places the organism in Eukaryota, Metazoa, Arthropoda, Insecta, Lepidoptera, Pieridae. The record is from RefSeq and is a predicted model, not a curated record. Bases 169 to 1152 code for a protein of 327 amino acids. Gene Ontology annotation, molecular function: serine-type endopeptidase activity.